Molecule: messenger RNA, 825 nt
Organism: Trichomonas vaginalis G3
Lineage: Eukaryota; Parabasalia; Trichomonadida; Trichomonadidae
Product: zinc ion transmembrane transporter protein
Exons: 1
Coding region: 1-825 (274 amino acids)
Biological process (GO): zinc ion transmembrane transport
Cellular component (GO): membrane
Molecular function (GO): zinc ion transmembrane transporter activity
Source: RefSeq, a predicted model, not a curated record
AUGUGCAUCAGAGCUAUCAAGUGGCAAUCGCGACUUGAAGCUCUGGCAGGCGGAGUUUUUCUUGGUGCCGGUUUAGCGCAUUUGCUUGCAGAUUCAUUCGAAGAACUUGGAGACAAAAUCAAUUAUCCUCUUGCACCUGCCGUUGCUAUAUCUACAUUCGUUUUAUUGACUGCAGUUGAAUUAUUUUCAUACGGUGAACAUGAUGAAGAAUUUCAGAUAGGAGAAGGUCACCACCAUCAUCAACAUUUCCAUGAUAAAAAUGUUCCUCCAAGUUCACUUGAAGAUAAUCUUUUAGUUUCAAAUCCAAUCGAAGAGAAAGUCCCAGAAAUGUUUGGUGAAACGAACUCAAAUCUUACAGUCCCAAUGAUCUCACUUUACAUCAUUAUGGACAUUCAUUCUGUUAUUGAAGGCCUCGCAUUAGGAAUCAUGAAAACAAUGGAUGGUGUCAUUGCCAUCUUUUGCCCAAUUGUUGGUCACAAGCCAGUCGAAGCAUUUGCGCUAUCUUUGAUCAUUUUGAAAGAUAGACCAAAGAAAUGGCUAUUUUGGUUCUUUGUUAUUGUUUAUACAUUAAUGACUCCGGCAGGAUUAAUCACAGGUAUCAUUAUUACAAAACUUGUAGAAAAUCAAAUCGUUAUGGGCGUUAUCGCUGCGUUUUCCGCUGGAACUUUCUUAUUCGUUGGCUGCCACGAAUGGGCUGAGAUGUUUGAGCACAAGACAGAAUGGAACUGUGCUGAAAAGACAUGGCAUUUCAUGAUGUUCUUAAUCGGAGUUUUAUGUAUGCUUUCGAUUGCCAUUGUUGAAACUCUCAAUCCAGAAGAUAAAUAA